AUGGCUGAGGAAAACCCGGAGUUGCUGAGCGCUCUGCGGCGUUUAGACCAGGAGUUGGAGGAUGGUGAGAUCACUCAAAAAGGAUACGAUAAGCGUCGCACCCUUAUCCUAUCCCACUACCUGACCUUGAACGACGGAAAUCUUGUAGAUAGAGGCUUGAGAAUUACGAGCCCAACAGUUGCAGGCCAUCGGGUCUCUCAACUUGGUCUAUAUUCCCCUCCGUCAUCCUCUCAAGGCAGUCGUCCUGCCAGUUCAACUCUCUCAGAUGAACGUCCACAUUCAGAUGCACUGCCUGCCAAUUUUACUGGCAGAGAGCAGGAACUCAUAGCCGGGAACGGUAUGGCCGGAAGAGAUUCCACAGGGAGUGCUCCUCAUUCCGUUCAAAGUGGGAAUCAAUUGGCGCGAAUCCAGGAACAAGAAUUGGAGUUUUCAGUUCGUUCUGAGCGGAAACCAUCGACUACAUCAUUUGAUUCCCUUUUCAUCCCUAAAGGCUCAGGUCAACCAGGGAAUAACCACGACGACUCCCGAUCGGGUACCCUAAGAAGCCAUAAUUAUGCAUUUAACCCAGCCGAUCAACCCGACUACGGCGAACCCCAGGCCGGCUCGUAUGGCCCACAGGGUAGUAGUGGUGGACCUACGCGACAGUCUACCAUGCUUGACUCACAGCAGGCAUUUUUCUCGGAUUUCGCCGGCCAACAAAGUGAGGAUCACAGAGAUAACUACGGAGGUGGCUUCCACCGGUACUCGAGCCAGACCGAACCAUUUUCGCCAACCGCUAACAUGGCUCCGCCGUUCAUGAAUACGGCUGAACUGCAGCAUGGAAAGAUCCUCGAUCACCUGUUGCCCCUUGAGCCCCGGGAUGUGGCCUGUGAAGUGCACGAUCCUCACAACCCUAACAUUUCGAUGUCACAGUUCGAUAAUUUACCCAGUGUCCUGCGGCAUCGUGCACGGACUCAUCCCAAGCAACCCGCUUACUGGGUGCUAGACCAGCGCGGAAAGGAAAUCGCGUCGAUAACGUGGGAGAAAUUGGGGAGCCGGGCGGAGAAAGUUGCGCAAGUCAUACGUGACAAAAGCAGUUUGUAUCGGGGGGAUCGUGUGGCACUCGUAUACCGGGACACUGAGGUGAUUGAGUUUGCAGUCGCGAUUCUGGGUUGUUUUAUCGCGGGGGUCGUGGCUGUCCCUAUUAACAAUCUUGAAGAUUACCCUAGCCUCAACGUUAUCCUUACGUCUACUCAAGCGCAUCUCGCUCUGACAACCGAGAACAAUCUUAAAACCUUCCAGAGAGAUAUCACAACCCAGAAGCUUACUUGGCCCAGAGGAGUUGAAUGGUGGAAAACUAACGAGUUUGGAAGUUAUCACCCAAAGAAGAAAGACGAAAGUCCUGCUCUUGUUGUCCCGGAUCUAGCUUAUAUCGAGUUCUCAAGAGCUCCUACUGGUGACUUGCGUGGUGUCGUGAUGAGCCACCGAACAAUAAUGCAUCAGAUGACUUGUCUUAGCGCGAUAGUAGCAUCUGCAUCUCCUGAUGGUACACGACUCGCGAAACCGCACGGUGAAACUCUAAUAAGUUAUCUCGAUCCUAGGCAGAGCAUAGGUAUGAUUCUGGGGAUUCUGCUUACGAUAUAUGGUGGGCAUACCACUGUCUGGCUAGAGGCUCGGGCUGUCGAGACGCCUGGUCUCUACGCCAGUUUAAUCACCAAAUACAGAGCCACACUUAUGUCAGCCGAUUACCCAGGUUUGAAGCGUGCUGUCUACAACUACCAACAAGAUCCAAUGUCGACAAGAAAUUUCAAGAAGGGCAGCGAACCGAAUUUUUCCAGCUUGAAACUCUGUCUAAUCGACGCUCUGACCGUCGACCCUGAAUUCCAUGAGAUUUUGGCCGAUAGAUGGCUACGUCCUCUUCGCAAUCCGCGCGCUAGAGAGUUGGUCGCUCCUAUGCUAUGCCUACCAGAACAUGGUGGCAUGGUUAUCAGCGUUCGUGACUGGCUUGGUGGAGAGGAGCGAUUGGGGUGCCCCCUUACGCACGAGAUGGACCCUGCAGGACAGGCCAACUCAGAUGAAACAAAGAAAGAGGAGAAGACGGAAACGUCUAAACCCGGUUUCGGAAGCAGCUUGAUUGGUGGAACCGCCGUUCCGACGCAGAAACAGUCUAAGAGUAAUAGGGCCGAUUUGAACGAGGUUCUACUUGACAAAGAGGCGCUUAAAAACAAUGAGGUUGUCGUGUUGGCGAUGGGGGAAGAGGCGAGGAAGCAAGCUGAAAGUGGUUUUUGGGCAUUACCGAAACAUACUGAGGCUAUAUUCCAUGCUCGACCAUAUCGAUUCCAGGACGGUAGCCCUACUCCCAUAAUUGUGGAGCCUGAAUUUCUUCGCACCGGCCUUCUGGGAUGUAUCAUUGAAGGCAAAAUAUUCGUUCUCGGGUUAUACGAGGACCGAUUGCGCCAGAAAGUCGAGUGGGUUGAACAUGGAAGAGAGGCCACCGAGCACCGCUAUUUCUUCGUUCAGCACCUGAUUAUUAGCAUUAUGAAAAACGUACCUAAAAUCCAUGACUGCUCGGCGUUUGAUGUGUUUGAGCAUCAUCUUCGUGUAUUUUGCAUCAUGAUCACAGCCCCCAACACGCUGCCACGAGUCACAAAAAAUGGACGACAAGAAAUUGGAAAUAUGUUAUGUCGCAAAGAAUUCGACAGCGGUUCAUUGCCAUGUGUCCACGUGAAAUUCGGAGUCGAGAGGUCUGUUUUGAACCUCCCCAUCGGGGUGGAUCCUGUGGGUGGGAUAUGGUCGCCCACAUCAUCAGCGGCUCGACAAGGUGCGCUUGCGAUGCAAGACAAGCAAUAUUCGGGUGUUGACUAUCGAGAUGUCGUAAUGGAUGACCGGACUUCCACCCCAUUGAACCAUUUUACUACCAUCUUUGACCUGCUGCAGUGGCGGGUCACGCGACAAGCGGAGGAACUUUCUUACUGCUCUAUUGACGGGCGUGGAAAAGAGGGAAAGGGCAUUACAUGGAAAAAAUUCGAUACAAAGGUUGCGGGAGUUGCCAUGUACCUGAGGAAUAAGGCUAAGCUCAAGGCUGGUGACCAUGUAAUUCUCAUGUAUACACACUCCGAGGACUUUGUUUACGCUGUCUAUGCGUGUUUCUGUCUUGGAGUGAUUGCUCUUCCGAUGGCGCCUAUUGACCAAAACCGCCUCUCGGAAGAUGCUCCAGCAUUCCUUCAUCUGGUUGCCGACUUUCGCGUCCGGGCGAUUCUUGUGAACAGCGAUGUAAAUGAUUUGCUAAAGCAGAAGCCAAUUGCUCAACAUAUAAAACAAUCUGCCAACGUCCUUCGCAUCAGUAUCCCUUCCACAUAUAAUACAGCGAGACCUCCGAAACAAUCACAUGGCUGUCGCCAUCUUGGCCUGACUGUUCAAAAGGAGUGGCUCGCUCGCCAACCUGCGUUGGUCUGGACAUAUUGGACUCCGGAUCAAAGGAGGAUGUCCGUCCAUAUUGGACAUGAUACAAUUAUGGGAAUGUGCAAGGUACAGAAAGAAACUUGUCAAAUGACAAGUUCCCGGCCAGUACUAGGCAGUGUUCGUAGCACGAUAGGUCUCGGAUUCUUACACACCUGUUUGAUGGGGGUUUAUGUCGGAGCGCCGACUUAUCUUUUCUCUCCUGUUGAUUAUGCCACUAAUCCAAUCUCACUUUUCCUUGCCUUGGCAAGGUACAAGAUCAAAGAUACCUAUGCUACGAGUCAAAUGUUGGAUUACGCUAUGGGCAGCAUGGCCGCUAAGGGGUUCCAGUUGCAUGAAUUGAAGAAUUUGAUGAUUGCGUCUGAUGGCAGACCAAGGGCGGAUAUCUACCAGAAGAUUCGAUUGCAUUUUGCUUCUGUAGCGCUUGACCGUACUGCAAUCAACACGAUCUAUUCGCAUGUUCUUAACCCCAUGAUUGUGUCCCGCUCUUACAUGUGCAUAGAGCCUAUCGAGCUGUGUUUGGAUACCAAGUAUCUUCGCCAAGGUCUCAUCUAUCCUGUGGAUCCGGACUCUGAGCCGAACUCUUUACUGGUCCAAGAUUCGGGGAUGGUGCCCGUGAGCACGCAGAUCGCCAUUGUCAAUCCCGAAACUUGUUGCCUUGCCCACGUGGGUGAAUACGGUGAAAUAUGGGUCCAGUCCGAAGCCAGUGCGAAAUCAUUUUAUGGGACAAAGCAAGAGUUUGAUCUGGAGAGGUUUAAAGGCCGCGUUGUCGAUGGGGAUCCUUCUGCUGUCUAUGUUCGUACAGGUGACUUGGGUUUCUUGCAUACUGUUACGCGGCCAAUUGGCCCUGGCGGUCAGUCGGUGGAGAUGCAGGUUUUGUUUGUUUUGGGAGGAAUUGGGGAAACUUUUGAAAUCAAUGGUCUCAACCAUUUCCCAGUGGACAUUGAGACAACGAUCGAAAAAUGCCAUCGUAACGUCGUCCCUGGUGGAAGUGCGGUAUUCCAAGCUGGCAAUCUCGUGGUAGCUCUUAUUGAAGUUACCCGAAAAGCAUACCUAGCUUCUUUGGUUCCCGUGAUCCUAAACGCAGUCCUUAAUGAACAUCAGGUAGUGGCAGACAUUAUCGCAUUUGUACCACGUGGGGAUUUCCCCCGAUCCCGGUUAGGGGAGAAACAAAGGGGCAAAAUUUUGGCGUCUUGGGUGACUCGAAAGAUGCAAACAAUUGCGCAGUUCAAUAUCCGUGACGGGGAAGGCUUUGACAGUCACCUCGUAGAUCUGCCCGAGCGAACCAGAACAGCACCUAGGGUUUCCAGCACGAUGGAAACCGGAAGCCGACAUCCGACUCCACAGACAGAGCCUGAAAGCGCUGCUCCACAACGUCAGCUCGAACCCGCCCCCCCGACAGAGCGUCCAGCCCCAGCGGAACCAGCCAAUUCUUUCACCCAAUCGGCAGCUGCACCUAGCCCUGAGCUACGCGCAGCCUCGUUCCGUGAAAGUGAUGAUCAGCCGAACACUACCAGCCACUCCUACAAUCCUUUGGACUACGGCUUCUCCUUCGAGGAUAGAUCGAAAGACGUCUUUGAUGAUUACGAGUAUGAGGAUGAUGAGCCUGCUGAGAGGCCUACUCGGCUAGCAAUUGUGAACCCGGAAGAGCCUGAUGACUGGGAUAAUACUGAUAACAAACACCAACCCCUUCCUCCUGCUGGCGUAUUAUCCGCAGGCGAUGUCCAUGGUUAUAAUAACGAUAUUAAUAGAAGUAACGAAUGGCGAGAAGGUUACAGCCAUUCUGAACUUGACGCCUACUUAUCGAGCGGCAAUCAAGGUCUUGGCGAGGAUCAAAACCGCCACCAACAUCCUCAGGCUCCCAUCCCAUCCUUCGAUAUUAUCUCUCCCGAAAAUAAUCAUAAUAAUGUGAAACCGCAUGCAACGGAUAGGGAUUAUCUUCCCAGUCAACGGGCGAGAUAUAGUUACAUGAAUCAUCAACCGCCAGUGGCAAGUUCUACACUUACUUCCGACCGUAAUCAAAGCCACGGCGCUGGGCAAUGGCAGCGCCAAAGUCAAUAUGAUGACUACCAGCAACAGCAGGAUUACCUGGUCGAUGAUUGGCCAGUGGAGGCGAUUUUGUAUCAGAAUCAGAACGAGAGCCAGGAGAGGAGAUGA
This is a messenger RNA of Histoplasma mississippiense, 5595 nucleotides long. RefSeq lists its product as hypothetical. The record is from RefSeq and is a predicted model, not a curated record. Gene Ontology annotation, cellular component: cytosol. The transcript has 8 exons. The coding region runs from base 1 to 5595 and encodes 1864 amino acids. NCBI's taxonomy places the organism in Eukaryota, Fungi, Ascomycota, Eurotiomycetes, Onygenales, Ajellomycetaceae.